GUGACUUGCAUCUUGAGAAUUAACUGUCGGUCUUUCCAUACAUGUGGUGUAAUUAACGUAACGGUUAGCCUAGAUGAUGGUUGCUGUCAUGCUCAGCAAUGAACCCCGCUUCCAGCCUCUCACGAAAUUCUACGCAACUAGUCCGAUGAGUAGCUUGAACUACCAAAUUCGAUACUGUUUUACUGCUCUUUUGUUUCGUUCAGGUCGAUGGGUCAAGCGCGGUGAGGUGUCUUCCUGGACUUCAUGCCCAAUUCGACCAAUUUGGAAGCAAAGUUGCAUCGUGCACUUGCGAUUGAUAAACUUGAACUCUUUUCUCAUCGGCGUUGAUUUAUCCUUAGUUCAGAAAAAUCGCUUCUGUUGUCUAGAUCCCAGCAGGAAAAGAAACCAAAAAAGAAAAAAAAAGAAGAGUGAAGAAUAUGUCAGAUGCAUAUUUUCCAACUCGCAGGGGACGACAGCAGGGGUCCUAGCCCUCGUGUAGCAACCUGAUUCCUCCCCUGAAAUUAAUCGCAGUGCCAACUCAGGAGUGUUUGAUUGGUACCACCCCGACGGGUACAAAGCAGUGGUACUCAUGAAACCCAAUCCCCUUAAUGACUCAAGUGUAUAUCCUUCGGAAUUUUUUACCUGCGCGCAGUGGUGGUACUCAAACAUCCCAUGUUCAUGGGAAUGUUGGCUGAAUCACUGAUGGGCCUUGAACAGCCCAAGUAGCCUGAGAGCCCUCUGGGCGCCUCAUCACUCCAUAAUGGUACCCCAAAGAUCAAUUUUGCUUUAAGACUGGUGUUCUUAGGUGUAUGUUACACUUCGUAGCAUAAGUGGGGUUGAUCAUAACUUGGACGUACUUCUGAACUACUUUGGUAAGUAAUCAAUUAAUCAGCAUUAAGCGAUAUGGUGAUGCAAUUCUAAUGCCGUGCCAUUUUUUCCUUCGAGUUGCGAUACAUUGCAUCAGGCAUUGUAUGCAGAUCCUAGGUGAUCUAUGGCAAACUGUUGUCACAGAUCUCUACUCUCGAGACAGAUAACGAAAUAUUCUCCGUAUUGUAUCCAAAGCAUGCGUGGCCCCAUGGAUGAACAUGCAUGAACUUGGGGUUACCCUAGAAGUAUUUAAACAGGGGUGAUUCCUCAUUCUUCUCAGGGGUUAAAGUACAGAAAUGUGUGAGCUAUCUUAUCAAGCCUUUUGUACAAAAUUUGUAUGGGGAUUGAUACUCGUAGCGUACUCUCAAACUGGCUGAGUCAUGUAGCUCUGCCAACUUUCUCAUCAUUUUAGUAAUCUUCAGUAAUUUCUUCACUUGUGCGAUGAACAUGAAAUUCAAUGCUGUAGUUGGGGUCCUGGGUAGAUUGCUAGAAGUAGCGCAAAUCCGGAUAGUUUUUAUCCUUGAAUAAUCCUCAUGUUAAUUCCACGAGAAGUACGUCGUCCACAGUUUGAGUGGGAUUGAUGUCUCAGCGAGACGCUGUAGGUGAUGGUUUAGUUGGCACUGACUCAAUGUGUUGAGGGUUCCACCUAAAUCAACCUUUGCGGCACGCGCUGGCUCCCCUCCACGAUGCCUGGAUAUUUUUUGGUGCAACUUCCUUUUGAAUUUCUUGUGGCCAUGACAACGCUAGGUAAUGAAUAUUGUGGUUCCCCGAUCUAGUUUAGUUUAGUAAGCAACUAGAAACUGCUGGCGAUCGUAUCAAUAUUUUCGUGAUUUUAAGUGGUUUUUGUGACUUUCUGCACGAAGACAAUAUGUAUCUGAGCUGAAGGUGACGUGAAGGAAGGAUAAGCUUUUGGUCGUCAACAGCAGAUUUGAUCAAAUCCCGAUUCAAAUUGGGCCAUAUUCCUCCAUAGCCGCUAAAUCACUAUCUUGAACGUUCAGUGGUGCACCAUGGCGUCGCACUCGAACCCCGAUUUAUGGAUGGGCGCUGCCUCAUCUGACAUCAGGAUAUCCUCGAAUUCUGGUCUCGAACUUGAAGGAGACUCGUCGUGGAAGGCACCUAAAUCCUCUCGGAACACCAGUAACAUGGACGUCGCCAAACAAGUAGUACAGGACACCAUGAGAGCAGCAAGUUUCUGCAAGGGAGUGCUAGAUGAAGAGUGGUACACGCCCGAAACCUCUCUCAUGGAGUUGUCUUCGUACUCGUCCCCUUAUGGGGCACAAGAUGCUCGGUCAAAUUUCAGCUUGCUCGACUCCUCCCUGAAUUAUGACAACGGCAACCUCAUGGCCAACUUCCGCCCCGCCCCGUCCAGUACUUUAGGCAUAGGCCAGCUCGAGAGCAACCGCAUCCUUAGUGAUCUCGCAUGCACUGGCCAGUGCUCGAGUGUUGGCCUCCUCUCAAGUAUUUCUCCAGGCAGGCACCUUCGCCGAAGCACCACAACGGACAGCCUCGGCUCAGGCUUGCCGACAAGCUUCAGCCAGGGAGCGGUAAUCCCGAGUGGAAGCCUAAGUAACAUCACCAGCAGGAACACCAAUACAGAGAGCACAAACUUUCCACCUUCAUUUUCAGAUGCAUACAAUGCACCAGCAUUGGACCUAGACAAGACUGGGAAAGAAUGCGCUGGCGACAUCAGAGACAAGCUUGAGCCAUAUCAGACAAACAAGCGCAUGGAGAGUUACCCACCAAGACAGCAGGCAUUUUCACAGAAGCGUGCAGCCUCUCCUCGAUCUAUGGGAGGUGGAACUGUCUCGCCAACAAGCAAGUCACCUCCGCGAGUGGUUACAUCUACCUCAAACGACUCCUCUGUGGACAUACGGGAUGAAGAUAGCCCUCAUGUGCAGAAUUUCCGAGGAGCGGAGCUGCACUCAGGAUCCGAUGAUCCAAACGACAUAGGUAUAGAUGGGGAUGACCACAAUGGGAAGGAUGACGACGAUCUGGACGAGAGUGGCGAUGGUUCUGGGGGGCCCUACGAGGUGGAAGAAGGCGCAGGCAAUGGAACACAGAACAACGGGAAAUCGAAGGCCAAGGGGAAACGGGGACUCCCUGCAAAGAACCUCAUGGCCGAGCGCAGACGCCGCCAAAAACUCAACGAUCGCCUGUACAUGCUUCGUUCUGUGGUUCCCAAAAUCACCAAGAUGGACAGAGCCUCCAUACUCGGUGACGCAAUUGAGUACCUGAAGGAGCUCCUACAGCGCAUCAACGACAUUCACAACGAGCUGGAAGAAGCAAAGUUGGAGCAGUCGCGGUCCAUGCCGUCCAGCCCAACUCCGAGAUCCACUCAUCAUGGCUACCCUACCGCCGUUAAAGAGGAAUGCCCAGUGUUGCCGAAUCCAGAAUCCCAGCCUCCAAGGGUGGAGGUGAGGAAACGAGAAGGCCAAGCACUUAACAUCCAUAUGUUCUGCGCGCGUCGGCCAGGAUUACUCCUUUCUACUGUGAGGGCACUUGACGCUUUGGGCUUGGAUGUGCAACAGGCCGUCAUCAGCUGCUUCAAUGGCUUUGCUCUAGACCUCUUCCGCGCUGAGGCAAAAGAUGUAGACGUUGGACCAGAAGAAAUAAAGGCAGUCCUGCUACUCACUGCAGAAUACGGAAUGCAUUCUUUGCAGUGAAUUUCAUCCAGCAAAUGGUCACUAUUCGAAUUAUCUUCUCCCCUGCGUGGUGAAAUGACCUAAUUAGUACCGUCAUUCACAACACACGCAAUUAGCAAGAAUUUGAAGUGGACAUUGUACUAUCAGACUAUGACCCGUUUUUGCUGUUUCGUAUACGGUAGGGCCCGCAGAGCGCACUCCAGAGAGCCUAUGGGACCUGCACAAUAUGGCCAGUAGCAUUAACAAGCCUUGAGAGCGUCACGACAGCGAAAGUUUCGUGGAAAUCUCUAACACUUUUGUGAUGUGUUUCCUAAGUACUGUCCCACUCCACAUCUGCCCGACUUGUAAGUUGCGUGGCUGAAUAAAACGAGAUAUUCUGUUGCAAA
Molecule: messenger RNA, 3874 nt
Organism: Physcomitrium patens
Lineage: Eukaryota; Viridiplantae; Streptophyta; Bryopsida; Funariales; Funariaceae
Biological process (GO): regulation of DNA-templated transcription
Cellular component (GO): nucleus
Molecular function (GO): DNA-binding transcription factor activity; sequence-specific DNA binding; protein dimerization activity
Source: RefSeq, a predicted model, not a curated record